AUGGUAAUUUGUAUGCACAAAGAACAAUCUGAACUUUUAAACGAAAUCAAGUAUAUUGAAAUAGAUUCAUCUUUCAAGAGAAUUAAUACAACAAUAAAUGGUUACUCUAUCAAAGAAUUUGAAAUUUGUUCAUUUGUUGAAAGAUAUCAGAAAACCUUAACAUUUGUAAGAGUUUUUUUGAAUAUUGAAACAAAAGAGGCAUAUAAAUGUAUGUUUCAAGAAAUAUUUAAUAUAAUUGAAUAUGACACAGGAAAAACAUUUAAAUUUCGUCAUAUUGAUGGAGAAGGGCUAGGUUGUAUAUUGGCUGAUGAGCAUCAAGGACAAGCAUUAG
This is a messenger RNA of Entrophospora candida, 331 nucleotides long. Lineage: Eukaryota; Fungi; Glomeromycota; Glomeromycetes; Entrophosporales; Entrophosporaceae. The record is from the annotation of a GenBank genome assembly.